AGUGAAGUAGUAUCCGUGCGGUUGCAACUGGUCUCCACAUGCUAUUUCUGCUACUUUCUGCUGUAAACUACUCCGUAACUUGCUAAAUCUGUUUGGGGAAAUUUCCGCAUCUUCUUCUCCUAUAACCUCCAUCGCCCAUCACAGCAAUACAGAAUCAUACUCCGUCCCGGCCAGCAGCACUAAACAGGCUUUGUUCAAUAUGAAUCCAUCAACAUUUCAUGCUUCAUUGCGGGAACAGUGUUUACGGAGCAACACAGUAUUUGACACCGGAGAAGGCGGCUAAGACUUCCUAUUAAGGUUCCAAAUCGCAGACACCCGAAUAUGUCUCGGUAAAUUAGUUGAAUCUCAUCAUACUUGGAGAGUGAUUGCAUAUGGUUAAAACUUAAAAAUGGAUUCUUUGUGCUCACAAGCAGUAAGCUUUCUUUCGUGGGAAAAAAGCAAUAAGCUUUCUGAUAGUGAAGCUGAGAAUGUCCGUCUAGUGCUGCUUAUUAUAACUUACAGCAGUACGGAAUGUUGCUGCUUACUACUACUAUGGAUUUACCUGUUCAGUGUGGAAUGAAAGGAGUUUUACAGUCUAAGAUGGAAUUGAUGGCCUUAUCUUGGACUUCGAUCGAUCUUUAUUCUGUCAUUUUGAACUUGUGACUGCAUAACACACUUCAUUACCAGCAUGUCUGCGGUGAAGAUUGUGACACCCCAAGACACAUGUCUUUCCCCCACUGAAAUAUCAUCUAUAAUUUAUUCUUUCAAGGAUAAGUUUGCAUUGGAGCGUCAAUCUUAUAUUAAGAAAAAGAUCGAGGACAAAACAAGUGAGUUGGCUGGUGUAAUUAGAGGUAUUUACAAGUUGGCAACUGGAAGAACAGAUCCCCAGAUUCUCUCUGGUAAUGGAAUUGUAGAUAUACUAUCAAAGAGGCAGAAAGACGCUAUUGAUAUGCAAAAUGGUAUUGCUACUAGCGACAGAAAUAACAAUAUUAGCUGUGAGGAUGAUGGUUAUGCGUCUGUAGUUCUUCUAGGGUCCAGCAUUGCUGCCAAGAAAUAUGUUCGCCCUAUUGUACUUCCAAAAGUGGAAAAACUACCUCACUUCACUACAUGGACUUUUCUAUAUAGAAACCAGAGGAUGACUGAGGAUCAAUCAGUGUUAGGCCACAGAAGAAUCUAUUAUGACCAGAUUGAUGGUGAAGCUCUAAUUUGCAGCGAUAGUGAGGAAGAAAGAAUUGAAAAGGAAGAAGAAAAGGAAUUUGUGGACUCUGAAGACUAUAUUCUGCGAAUGACUGUUGAAGAGGCUGGAUUGUCAGAUAUGGUGUUGCAUUUGCUCGCCAACCACUUUUCUAGAAAGCCCAGUGAAGUAAAGGCAAGAUAUGAAUAUCUGAUCAAGGAAGAAGCUACUUCUAAAAAUGAAAACUCUGAAGUAACUCUGGUUUCAUAUCUGGACAGUGAUCUUGAUGCAGCUCUGGAUUCAUUUGACAAUCUAUUUUGCCGGAGAUGUUUUGUAUUUGAUUGUCAAUUACAUGGGUGCUCACAGGAUAUUAUUUUUCCGGCUGAAAAACAACCCCCUUGGUUAUGUGCUGAUGCAAAUGAGGGACCUUGUGGCCUUGAUUGUUAUCUUGCAGUCAUCAAUCAAAAAAGCAAACCCAAUUUGGCAUCUCACGAAAUAGUUAUUCAUGAAGAAGACUGUAUUCUGUCACCCGAAGAAUCUAGCACGGAAGUCCCAUGGAAUGUUAACGUAAAAAAGGAAUCAUGUAAAAACAGAGGUGACAGCCGGAGCAGCAAGUGGAUGCUUACACAAGCUCAUGUUGCCAGAGAGAAGAGACCAAAGAAAAUGAUAUCUUCUAGAUCUUACUCUCUUAGAAAUUCAAGCUCGAAGGGUUUGUGUCUACCUUCACAUACACAAAUCGAUGAUGCCAUUUUAUCUAGCAAGAAAGAAUCUUCAGUUCCUAAGUCCAUUAAUUCUUUGCUGGAAGCUGCUGCUGGAAUAAAUCUGAAUGAACCUGUAAAUUCUCAACCCAUGACUAGUGAUUAUGAAACUGCAAAAGAAGAUGCAUUUUUAGAUGAACCUACUUCGAAGAUAGAAGGAUGCAGCAAUAAUGUUUGGAGGCCACUUGAAAAGGCUCUCUUUGAAAAGGGUCUAGAGAUCUUUGGUAGAAGCAGCUGUUUGAUUGCUCGUAAUCUCAUGAAUGGUCUGAGGUCAUGCUUAGAGGUUUUUCAGUAUAUGAACCUGCCUGAUAAUAAGACACCCAGUCAAUCAAACAUUGGUAUUGAAGUCGUGGGAAAUGAGGAACAGAAAAAACCAAGAUAUGCAUGCCGAAGAGGUAGAGUUCGUCGCUUAAAAUAUACAUGUAGAUCAGGUGGACAUCAUUCGAUAAGGAAGCGUAUAUCUGAGAAGAAGGAGGAACUUGAAAAGCACUAUACUCCUUGCAAUUGUCAAUCUCACUGUGGAAAGAAUUGUCCUUGCAGUGUAAAAUCAGGCAGCUGCGAAAAAUUCUGCGGAUGCUCAAAGAAUUGCCUGCUACGAUUCCGAGGGUGUCACUGUUCAAAAAGUCAGUGCACAGCUGAUGAUUGUCCAUGCUAUGCAGCUCUAAGAGAAUGCGAUCCUGAUAUUUGCCAUAAUUGCUGGGUUGGUUGUGGUGAUGGUUCUAUUGGGGUUCAUCCGCCAAGAGUCUCAAAUCACAAAUGCAUGAAUAUGAAAUUACUUCUGAGACAACAUCAAAAGGUUCUUCUUGGAAAAUCUAGUAUAGUUGGAUGGGGAGCUUUCUUAAAGAAUAGUGUAAAAAAGAAUGAUUUCCUCGGGGAGUACACUGGUGAAGUAAUCUCGCACUUUGAAGCUGAUAAGCGUGGCAAAGUCUAUGAUCGUGAAAAUUAUUCAUUCCUCUUCAAUCUCAAUGAUAUGCUUGUUGUUGAUGCUUACAGAAAGGGAAACAAAUUGAAGUUUGCCAAUCAUUCACUUCAACCAAACUGUGUUGCAAAGGUGAUCAUGGUAGGAGGAGAUCACAGGAUUGGCAUAUAUGCUUUGACACCAAUAAAUUCUGGAGAUGAACUGCUUUAUGAUUACCGAUAUGACCCUGAAAACUGUCCUGCCUGGGCAAAGGAUCUUAUGGAGUCCACCUGUUCUAAGAAGGGUGAUGCUCGACCUUCAGGCAGUCGUGCUAAGAAGCAUACAUGAGGGUGGUCAAUCUUUCAGCCAUUUCCCACACAAAACAUGUUUUUUGCAUUGCCAGAGACGACUCAUAAUAGUCAAUCUUAGUAUGACUAAUCAUACUCUCUUGAUUUAUUUUUGGAUUAGACAACUGCAUUCCAUUUAUUUUGAUCACCAGGCAAGAACAAAAAAUUCAUGCUUGGUAGGUUCCUUUCUUAUCAUUGGAUGUGCGUGUGUUCAAACGCCAGCAGAAUCUGCAUUCUUUUCUUGUGAACUAUAUUAUCUUAUGUGGGAUUUCCCAUCAUUUAAUUCUUGGCACUCUCUACCCUUGCAA
This is a messenger RNA of Cuscuta epithymum, 3464 nucleotides long. Lineage: Eukaryota; Viridiplantae; Streptophyta; Magnoliopsida; Solanales; Convolvulaceae. The record is from the annotation of a GenBank genome assembly.